Molecule: messenger RNA, 1533 nt
Organism: Clonostachys rhizophaga
Lineage: Eukaryota; Fungi; Ascomycota; Sordariomycetes; Hypocreales; Bionectriaceae
Source: the annotation of a GenBank genome assembly
AUGUCGCGCCAGGAGACUUCGUAUAACCGGCGCCGAGCUGGCGGCGCCUGCGUUGCUACUGGGGGGUCCUGUGUCUAUCCCGGGGAUCUGGUAUCGGAUCAUUCCAGAUUGGACAAAGCCAGUCUGGCCAUCCUGCAACGACUGGGUGAAGUUGAGCAGAACCUUGCGGCGCUGAUUAGUGGGAACCAACCAACGACUUUGUUUGCGGGUGAUUAUGUCCUUGAUGCCGACUGGCAAUCAGCUUUCUACGGCGGCCCUGUUGCAAGUUCUGUUAUCGGCAAGUUCUGUGCGGGCUACCUCGCUGAUCAUUUUGGUCGCAAACCGCUCCUGAUUACCGCUCUGCUUGUCUCCUUUGCCGCUAUCACCCUCGAGUUUCUGGCCACCUACAGCGCGAUGUUCUUUGGCGGUAAAUUUCUCAACGGCUUCGCAAUCGGAACAAUUCUUUCCGUCUCUGUAACGUACAUCGGCGAGGUUACUCCCCUUGCACUUCGUGGUAUCCUUACGUGCCUGACGGCCCUCAUGAUGACUCUCGGCCCACUUACGUCUGCUAUCAUCAUUGACAACGCUGGCGAUUUCGAUACUCGAUGGGCGUAUCGUGCUGUAUUUUGCGCUCAAUACGGAUUUGCCGGUAUCUCAGCACUAUUUGUGGGAUUCAUGCCAGAGUCUCCGGUAUGGCUCUUGAGCGUGGGACAAGAAGACAAGGCGGCGAAGUCACUGACGCGACUGGGUUGCGACGGACUCGAUCUCGGUAUACAUUUGGCUCAGAUGAAGAAAAUGCUCCGCGAGGCCAAGGAGGAAGUUGCCAAUGCUACAUAUAAUGACUGCUUCCGCCACUCCAACCUGCGCCGCACAAUUAUCUCCAUCAUGCCUCUUUCGAUCCAGGCUCUCAGGGGCGUCUUUUUCAUCGCCUCAUACGGCACAUACUACAUCCAGCUUGCCGGAUACAGCACGGCGACCAGCUUCAAGCUUCAAAUUGCUCAGCACGGUCUAGCAAUGGCAGGCAACAUAUGCUCUUGGUUCCUCAUCGACCGAAUUGGCCGUCGACCUCUAAUGCUGUGGGGAACUGUAUCCGUGACACUCAUCCUCCUUGUUGCUGCAGGCUUGGCGACCGCGGGGAGCCCAGCUCCAUCAAAGACUCCGUGGGCCUUAUCGUUGCGUACAACUUCGUCUACAAUAUUUCCAUUGGAGCUUCGGCUUACACACUUCUUUGCGAGGUUGCGACGUCACAGUUGCGAAUCAAGACCAUCUCGAUUGGCGUUGCGUUGCAGAAUGUCAUUUAUUGCAUCUGGGCUUUCGUCAUUCCAUAUGUCUUCAACCCGGACCAGGCCAAACCUUCAAGGCAAGACGGGGUUCAUCUUCGGAGCCCUCGGGGUCAUCUGUGCGGUGUAUCUGUGGUUCUACCAGCCCGAGACGGCCAAUCGUAGCUAUGAGGAGCUGGAUGAACUCUUCAGGAAGGGGAUUAGUGUACGCGACUUUGGCAAGUACCAAACCGAGGCAGAGGGGCGGGAUAAAGUUGGUGAGAAGCAGACUUGA